Molecule: messenger RNA, 300 nt
Organism: Dibothriocephalus latus
Lineage: Eukaryota; Metazoa; Platyhelminthes; Cestoda; Diphyllobothriidea; Diphyllobothriidae
Source: the annotation of a GenBank genome assembly
AUGUGCAUGUCCGCUCAAAACAGGGCCGGAGAACGGGCGAAAGAAGUCACGCAGAACCGACAGCGACCCGCCGCGGAGAACGAAGGUGAUAUCGAUCGGGACUCACGUGAUCUCCAUCUCACGAAAGCGUCCGUCGACAAUACUUCGAGCGAAGACCAGCAGUCGAUCGGUCCACAGUCUGACAAGGGGGGGGUCGACCACCACGUCAGCCGUAGAGGGGACGCGGGCGAGGCGAGCCCACCAUUGGUCGAUAGUGAAGAGGCCAUAACCAAUCAGUGUGUUCCCGAGACUUCACUACCA